Messenger RNA from Telopea speciosissima, 585 nucleotides. RefSeq names its product ethylene-responsive transcription factor ERF035-like. The record is from RefSeq and is a predicted model, not a curated record. Lineage: Eukaryota; Viridiplantae; Streptophyta; Magnoliopsida; Proteales; Proteaceae. The coding region runs from base 1 to 585 and encodes 194 amino acids. The transcript is spliced from 3 exons. Gene Ontology annotation, molecular function: DNA binding; DNA-binding transcription factor activity. Gene Ontology annotation, biological process: regulation of DNA-templated transcription.
AUGGGGGAUUUUGGUGCAGAUACCAAGAAGGGGAACGCAGCUGAGACAGACAGAGUUCAAUGUUAUGAGUCCGCUACAAUGAAAUACUUGGGGUUUUUGCCUGCGUUGAUACCCGAUGAGAUUAUCAUGUCAUCAAAACAAAAGUUAACUGAAAAUCAACGUGAAAGAUAUAAUGAGGCUAAAAGAACGAAAAGAAAAAGUCUCCAAAACUGGUUGCUUAAAGCACAACUUACAGAACCAAGGGCUACAACAUCAAAUGCUGAAAGCUCAGAAAAUCAACCAUCUUAUAUGGAAGCCACAGAGCCCACCUGUUCUGUUCCUCUUAGCUUUUACCAAUGGAAAAAGAAAAAAACCUCACCUCGAUGCGUAGAAAGACCAGAAGAUCCGAAGACGACGAUAUCACCAGAUACUGGACGGAAAUCUGACGCCGAUGUUGGAGGAACGAGACAUGUUGUGUACAGACGCGUGAGGAAGAGGAGGUGGGGGAAAUGGAUUUCUGAAAUCAGGGAGCCCAAGAAGAAGUCUAAAAUAUGGUUGGGAUCCUUCCCAACUCCUGAGAUGGCUGCAAGGGCUUACGACGUUUGA